GUAACACAAGACGCAAAGUCGGCGCCACCCCCGGGGCAGAGGAAAAGCCGGAGGAGAAGAAGAAGAAGGAGGAGGAGGAGCCCCGCCCGGCAGAGUGAGAGUCGGCGCCCCCGCAGGAGAUGUUCACCCGGGCGGUCAGUAGACUGGGGAGGAAGAGACCCCCGUCAGAGAUACAUACUGGCGAAUUGCCUCUCAGUGCCCAGGACAAUGAUCAGAAAGGAACUCGCAAAUGGGCCACCUCCCUGGAGAGCCUAUUGGACGAUCCCAAAGGAGUGGCGGAAUUUACAGAUUUCCUGAAGAAGGAGUUCAGUGAGGAGAAUGUGCUGUUUUGGUUGGCUUGUGAGGACUUCAAGAAAACGUGGGACAAGCAUCAGAUGCUGAAGAAGGCACAUGAUAUCUACACAACGUUCCUGUCAAGCAAAGCUUCUAGUCAGGUCAAUGUGGAGGGUCAGUCGAAGAUAAGUGAGAAGAUGCUGGAAGAGCCGCACCCGCUGAUGUUUCAGAAGCACCAGGAUCAGAUCUUCAACCUCAUGAAAUACGACAGUUACAGCCGAUUCCUCAAGUCAGAGACUUUCCUGAAGCUGAAGAACAAAGAAGAGAAUGAAAGCUCCGCCCCCAGCGCCGGCGAAUCCGUGCCCAAACGAGCCUCUAGGAUUUACAACACGUGACUUCCCCGGGGUCACAGGCAGAUUAGAGGGGAGAGGACAUUUUCGUAGAAAGGAGGGGGGGGGCUGUACCUUACGGUGACCUGAGCGGCUUCUCAUUUGUCGGCACAGACAAGUUGCUCACGGCAUUUGUGUUGCACACGGGCGUCUGUGUAUGGACUGAUGUACUGGGACACAAAUACAGACAAAUACUGACUGUCAGUCUACUGCAACUCCAACUGUCACCCUUAUACCUGUCUCAUUCCUUGUGCCCCCGCACUGACAUUACAUUAUAGUUCUGCCCAGGAUUCAGGGUUUUGGACUUUCCUUGUUUUAGUUCAGCUCAAUAAUGUCUGAAUGCAGCGCCGGGGAGUCAACAUAAUAAAGAAUAAAAUAUCA
Messenger RNA from Xenopus laevis (African clawed frog), 1043 nucleotides. RefSeq names its product regulator of G-protein signaling 10 S homeolog (gene rgs10.S). The record is from RefSeq and is marked provisional. NCBI's taxonomy places the organism in Eukaryota, Metazoa, Chordata, Amphibia, Anura, Pipidae. Gene Ontology annotation, cellular component: nucleus; cytoplasm; plasma membrane. Gene Ontology annotation, biological process: regulation of G protein-coupled receptor signaling pathway. Gene Ontology annotation, molecular function: G-protein alpha-subunit binding; GTPase activator activity.